GGUUAUGGGUCGCACGGCACCGUCGUUCUACGAGGCGAGUUCCAGGGUCGUGCCGUCGCCGUCAAGCGCCUCCUCAAGGACUUUGUCACGAUCGCGGCGCACGAGGUCAACCUGCUCCAGGACGCCGACGACCACCCGCACGUCAUCCGGUACUUCUGCAAGGAGCAGCGCGACACGUUCCUGUACAUCGCCCUCGAGCUGUGUCCGGCGUCGCUGUUCGACCUCGUCGACCAGCCGCUCGCGUUCCCCGACCUCGUCGUCCAGCUCGACCCGAAGCGGGCCCUGCGCCAGAUCACGUCGGGCCUGCGGCACCUGCACUCGCUCAAGAUCGUGCACCGCGACAUCAAGCCGCAGAACAUCCUCGUCUCGACGGCCAAGCGCGGCCAGCCGGGCCUGCGCAUGCUCAUCUCGGACUUUGGCCUGUGCAAGAAGCUCGACGUCGACGAGUCGUCGUUCCAGCAGACGUUCAACCACGCCGCGGGCUCGUUCGGGUAUCGUGCGCCCGAGGUCCUGCGCGGGCUCGUCGACCCGAACGAGGGCGUCAACUCGUCCGGCGCGGCAACGCCAUCGGCGAGCGUCGGCUCGGGCGGCUCGUCGACGACUUUGGCCGGCCUCACGUCGACCGACCCGAGCAUGCGCCUCACGCGCUCGAUCGACAUCUUCUCGCUCGGGUGCAUCUUCUACUACGUCCUGACGCGCGGCGAGCACCCGUUCGGCGGCCGGUACGAGCGCGAGAUGAACAUCCUCAACGGCAAGGCGAGCCUCGACCGCCUCGAUGGGCUCGGCGAGGAGGCUGUCGAGGUGCAGGACCUCAUCCUGCGCAUGGUCGCGACCGACCCUCGAGAACGCCCGUCCGCCGACCUCGUCCUCCUCCACCCCUUCUUCUGGAACGCUCAGAAGCGCCUCCUCUUCAUCUGCGACGCGUCCGACCGGUUCGAGAUCAUGACGCGCGACCCGCCCGAGCCGACGCUCCUCACGCUCGAGCAUCGCUCGCACGAGAUCGUCGGCGACGACUGGCAGAAGGCGCUCGACCGCACGUUCCUCGACAAUCUCGGCAAGUAUCGCAAGUACGACGGCGCGAGCGUGCGCGACUUGCUGCGGGUCCUGCGCAACAAGAAGCACCACUACCAGGACUUGCCCGAGUCGGUCCGCAAGGCGCUCGGCGACCUCCCGGCCGGCUUCCUCUCGUACUUUACGACCCGCUUCCCGCAACUUCUCCUCCACGUCUACGACACGGUCGCGACCCACCUCUCGGACGAGGCCAUGUUCGCCUCGACGUUCCACAUCCCCGAGGACGAAUCGUGA
Molecule: messenger RNA, 1305 nt
Organism: Rhodotorula graminis WP1
Lineage: Eukaryota; Fungi; Basidiomycota; Microbotryomycetes; Sporidiobolales; Sporidiobolaceae
Exons: 3
Biological process (GO): mRNA processing; intrinsic apoptotic signaling pathway in response to endoplasmic reticulum stress; IRE1-mediated unfolded protein response
Cellular component (GO): IRE1-TRAF2-ASK1 complex
Molecular function (GO): ATP binding; protein serine/threonine kinase activity; RNA endonuclease activity
Source: RefSeq, a predicted model, not a curated record